AUGAGUGAAACAACAAAGACGUUGAGAUAUGUCGAUAUUGGCAUCAACCUUGGUGACCCUGUCUUCAGGGGCAGCUAUAAUGGCAAGCAAGUCCAUGAUGAUGAUCUAGCAGACAUCAUACAGCGCGCUCGUGAAGCUGGCUGCGAGAAGUUCAUGGUGACUGGAUCGGACCUGGAAGAAUCGCGGCAUGCUGUACAACUUGCUCGUGAUUAUCCUGGGUUAUGCUACGGUACUGUUGGAGUGCACCCCUGUCAGGCAAACCACUUCGACAAGCACCCAGGUGGCCCCUCAAAGUUGCUGGAAGAGCUGAAAGCCCUCGCCCUGGAAGCUAAAGAAUCAGGUCUUGCCGUCGCUUUUGGUGAAAUUGGACUCGACUAUGACCGACUCUUCUUGAGCGCAAAAGAACCGCAACUGAAGUACUUUGAGGCACAACUAGAUCUGGCUGUCGAGAUCCAACUUCCGCUUUUCCUCCACUCGCGAGCGGCCAGUGAGGACUUCGAACGAUUGCUUGCCUCUAGACUCGACAAAUUGCCAAAGAAGGGCCUCGUUCACAGUUUUACGGGCACGGUGGAGGAGAUGCAGAGGUUGGUUGCAAUGGGUCUCGAUAUCGGUGUCAACGGAUGUAGUAUGAAGACGGAAGAAAAUCUGGAAGUCGUAAAGGCGAUUCCGUUGGAGAGAAUACAGAUAGAGACUGAUGGUCCCUGGUGUGAGAUUCGACCCUCACACGCCUCAGCGAAGUACCUACAAGGGGCCCCGGAGCUACCCAAGGCGGUUAAGAAGGAGAAGUUUCAGAAGGGAUGCAUGGUGAAGGGCAGAAAUGAGCCUGUCGCCAUCAGUCAUGUUGCGCAAGUUAUUGCCAACGUGAAGGGGAUUUCAGUCGAGGAGGUCUGCGAAACUGCGUGGAAUAACUCGAUAAAGAUGUUCGGAUUGGGCGUCAAGUCCUCAUAA
Molecule: messenger RNA, 948 nt
Organism: Paecilomyces variotii
Lineage: Eukaryota; Fungi; Ascomycota; Eurotiomycetes; Eurotiales; Thermoascaceae
Exons: 5
Coding region: 1-948 (315 amino acids)
Cellular component (GO): cytosol
Molecular function (GO): 3'-5'-DNA exonuclease activity
Source: RefSeq, a predicted model, not a curated record